This is a messenger RNA of Penicillium pulvis, 1353 nucleotides long. RefSeq names its product tRNA-dihydrouridine(20) synthase (NAD(+)). Gene Ontology annotation, cellular component: cytoplasm. Gene Ontology annotation, molecular function: flavin adenine dinucleotide binding; tRNA dihydrouridine synthase activity. The transcript has a single exon. The coding region runs from base 1 to 1353 and encodes 450 amino acids. Lineage: Eukaryota; Fungi; Ascomycota; Eurotiomycetes; Eurotiales; Aspergillaceae. The record is from RefSeq and is a predicted model, not a curated record. Gene Ontology annotation, biological process: tRNA dihydrouridine synthesis.
AUGGCCUCCCUCUCCACAACCUCUCCAGCACAGGCACCCCGUGUCCCCAUCCCAGCAAAUGGCGUCGACUACCGCGGCACAGUUGUGCUCGCCCCAAUGGUUCGCUCCGGCGAAUUGCCUUCGCGCCUGCUGGCCCUCAAAUACGGCGCAGACCUCGUCUGGGGCCCAGAGACAAUCGACAAAGCACUAAUCGGCUGCGUUCGACGUGUCAAUCCUCGCAACGGCACCAUCGAAUUCACUCGUCUCCCCUCCAACGGCGGCCGUACAGACACACCAGCCAAGGAAUCUGUCAUCAGCCGCAUCGACACAGCGCGUGAGAAAGGACGCCUCAUUUUCCAAUUGGGUACUGCAGACCCAGAUCUCGCAGUUCAGGCAGCCCGCAUGGUGGCCGGUGACGUCGCUGGCGUCGACGUCAACUCAGGCUGUCCCAAGCCAUUCAGUACCAGCGGCGGCAUGGGAGCCGCGCUACUGCGCACACCGGAUAAACUCGUUUCUAUUCUUGAGGCACUGGUCCGCGAAGUCGGUGAGCCGUUCAAGAUCGGUAUCUCGGUUAAGAUUCGCAUUCUUAGUGAUCCUGAAAUGACGAAGAGCCUUGUCUCGCGACUCGUGCGCACUGGUAUCACUGGUUUGACUGUUCACUGCCGUACGACGCCCAUGCGGCCUCGUGAGCGUGCGAUCAGAGAUCAGCUUCGUAUGAUUGCGGAUAUCUGCCACGAGGCUGGUGUGGCGUGUGUUAUGAACGGUGAUGUUGAGAAUCGCGAUCAGGCGCUGAAAAUGAUGGAGGAGUAUGGUGUCGAUGGUGCUAUGAUUGCUACAUCUGCUGAGGCGAACUCGUCAUGCUUUCGCUCUGAGGCGGAUGGCGGUCUUGCACCGUGGCGCGAGGUCGUUUACAACUACGUCAAGUUCUCUAUUGAGAGCGAGAACCGCUUUGGAAACACCAAGUACCUGCUCAACAUGCUCAUCCCCGGCAAGAACAAGGAAUUCGCCCAGGCGAAGGCGUCUAAGACUUACACUGAUGUCUGCCGGAACAUGCAAUUCGACGAUCUCAUCCCUAGUGCGAUUUGUCUCGACGAGAUUCUUCAAUUGACAGAGAAGUGGGAGGCAGCUCCUGCUGAGGAGGAAAAGGCCCGGUCUAAGGCCGUUCAGAAUGCCAUUGAGAAUAACGAGUCGGCUCGUGCGGCUGGUGGCCAUGCUGCUCGGUCCAAGUCUACUUCUGCCCCUUCCCACGCCGGUGGUCCUAUUCGUACUCUAGGAAUCCCAGAGUCCUCGGCAAUGGCCAAGGCUGAGCCCGAGAUUUCUGUAGAUUCCUCUAUUCCUGCGACAGAGGUGGCCCAGAAGCAGUUGACAGUGUAA